UCGAUAGUGGCUCAUUCUCUAAUCAUUUGCAUUUGUCUCAUAUUCUACAUUUAGUCUUAAAUGUUAGUUCUACCUUUAGCAUUCAGUCUUUUAAAACGUUGUUAUUUUGGGGCUUUUUGUGGAUUUAAAAAGCUUCGGGAUUGCUUAUGAGAUGUUUGGCCUUUUGUUCUUCGUGCUUAUGGCGCACAGCGCUUAUGGAGACAUGAGUUAUUCUUUUCCGGAGGAGAUGAAACGCGGAUCUGUGAUUGGAAAUAUAGCGAUGGAUCUCGGGCUUGAUGUGAACAGACUAUCAUCUCGAAAGGCUCGAAUUGCUACUGAAGGUAACAGAAAACGAUACUCUGAAAUUAAUCUGAAUACUGGAGAACUGAUCGUAGCGGAGAGGAUCGACAGAGAAAGUCUUUGUGGAAAGAAAUCUUCAUGCGUUAUAAAACAGGAGCUCGUGCUGGAAAAUCCUUUAGAGCUGCAUCGCUUCAUUCUCAACAUUGAGGAUAUAAAUGAUAAUUCACCAGAGUUCACAGAUAGUGUUAUUAAAUUUGAAAUACGGGAAUCAGCAGUCAAAGGAUCUCGUUAUUUAUUAGAUGAGGCCCAUGAUGCGGAUAUUGGUGUGAAUUCAGUGCAGUCAUAUACAUUACAAAACAAUGAACACUUUAUUCUGAGUGUCCUUACGCGGACAAAUGGAAGAAAAUAUGGAGAGCUGGUUCUUAAUAAAGAGUUGGACCGUGAGCAACAAAAAGAGGUGACUUUAAUUGUCUCUGCGGUUGAUGGCGGGACUCCACCGAGAUCAGGUACUGUAGCCAUACACGUCACUGUACUGGAUGCUAAUGAUAAUGCUCCAGUCUUUAGUCAGGCCGUCUAUAAAGUCAGUCUGCCUGAAAAUUCUCCUGUAGAUACUGUAGUGGUUACUGUGAGCGCUACUGAUGCCGACGAGGGACAAAAUGGAGAAGUGACAUAUGCUUUUGGGCAUUUAUCAGAAAGCUUGCGUGAAUUAUUUCUUGAUGCAGUUUCUGGUGAGAUUAAAUUAACAGGACUCAUUGAUUAUGAGGAGGAGAGUUCAAUCGAACUGCCUAUUCAAGCAAAAGAUGGUCAAGGAUUAGCGAGUCAUUCAACUGUAUUGAUUGAUGUUAUUGAUGUCAAUGAUAACGCCCCUGUCAUUACGAUUAAUUCCAUGAAUACCCCAAUUCCCGAGAACGCGUCACCCGGUACAGAGGUUGGCAUCAUUAAUGUGCAGGACAGAGACUCUGAGAAUAACGGACAGGUGCGCUGCUCCAUUCAGCAAAACGUCCCAUUUAAACUCGUCCCUUCAAUCAAAAAUUACUAUUCUCUGGUGACCACAGGUGAAUUAGACCGCGAGCUGGUGUCUGAUUAUAACAUCACAAUUACUGCUACUGAUGAGGGCUCUCCACCUUUAUCUUCCACUAAGAAUAUUCACUUCACUGUAGCGGACGUGAAUGAUAACCCACCUGUAUUUGAGGAGCAGAAUUACAGAGCUAAUGUGCAAGAAAAUAACAAACCGGGCUCCUCUAUUUGUUCAGUAUCAGCUACAGACCCGGACUGGAGACAGAAUGGCACUGUAGUUUAUUCUCUGUUGCCCUCUGAUGUCAAUGGCGCACCGGUGUCCUCCUUUUUAUCCAUUAACGGAGACACCGGGGUCCUUCAUGCCGUGAGGUCGUUUGAUUACGAGCAGUUGAGAAGUUUCAAAGUGCUCGUGUUAGCCAGAGACAACGGGUCUCCUCCUCUGAGCAGUAACGUGACCGUGAGUGUCUUCAUAAAGGAUGAGAAUGAUAACUCCCCUCAGAUAUUAUACCCCUCUCCGGAAGGGAACUCCUUGAUGACCGAGAUGGUCCCCAAAGCUGCGCAGGCGGGCUCCCUGGUCUCCAAGGUGAUCGCCGUGGACGCGGAUUCUGGACAGAACGCGUGGCUCUCGUAUCACAUUAUUAAAGCGACUGAUCCGGGACUUUUCACUAUCGGUGUCCACAGCGGAGAGAUCAGGACGCAGCGGGACAUUUCUGAAUCUGACAGCAUGAAACAGAACCUGAUUGUCUCCGUGAGAGAUAACGGACAGUCCUCUCUCUCAGCCACGUGCGCAUUGUAUUUACUGAUAUCAGAUAACUUGGCUGAAGUUCCAGAACUGAAAGACAUGUCUCAUGACGAGAGCAGCUCCAAACUGACGUUUUAUUUGAUCAUCGCGCUGGUGUCCGUUUCCACUUUCUUCCUCACCUUCAUCAUCAUCAUCCUGGCCGUGAGGUUUUGUCGCAGGAGAAAGCCCAGACUGUUGUUUGAUGGAGCUGUAGCCAUUCCCAGCGCGUAUCUCCCUCCAAAUUACGCAGACGUGGAGGGCGCGGGAACUCUCCGCAGCACUUACAAUUAUGACGCAUAUCUGACCACGGGCUCGCGCACUAGUGACUUCAAGUUCAUCAGAUCUUAUAAUGAGGGCACGCUGACCUCUGACCUGACUCUGAAAAAGACUCAGACUUCCGUGGAUGAUCUUGAAGGGCUUGAGGCAGAAAUGAGUGAUUCGUUCCAGCGAAUCCUCCUCAUUUCUGUAUCACGUUGUGGAUUUAGUCUUACAAUUACAUUUUCUAUUGCAUGUUGUUUGUUUGUGCAUAUUUCCAGAAUGGAUGUCCAAAGAUUCUGGUUUGCUGGUCAGAUGUUUUGCCUUUUGUUCUUCGUGCUUAUGGCGCACAGCGCUUAUGGAGACGUGAGUUAUUCUUUUCCGGAGGAGAUGAAACGCGGAUCUGUGAUUGGAAAUAUAGCGAUGGAUCUCGGGCUUGAUGUGAACAGACUAUCAUCUCGAAAGGCUCGUAUUGAUACUGAAGGUAACAGAAAACGAUAUUGUGACAUUAAUCUGAAUACUGGAGAACUGAUCGUAGCGGAGAGGAUCGACAGGGAGGAGAUUUGUAAUGAGGGGCUUUCAUGUUCUCUUAAUUUCGAAUUGGUUCUAGAACACCCUCUGGAAAUGCAUCGUGUUACAUUACAAAUUCAAGAUAUUAACGAUAACACACCGACAUUUCCUAAAGACGAAAUAAAGCUCGAAAUAAGUGAGAGUGCUGUUAAAGGUGCUCGGUUUCGCGUGAAUGAGGCCCAUGAUGCGGACAUAGGAAAGAAUGGCGUACAAAGAUAUUCGAUAGAAAAGAACGACCAUUUUAUUUUAUCUGUAAACACAAAGGCGGACGGGGGUAAAAAUAUUGAGUUAAUGCUGGAGAAAGAGUUGGACCGUGAGCAGCAAAAAGAGGUGAGUUUAAUUGUCACUGCGGUUGAUGGCGGGACUCCACCGAGAUCAGGUACUGUAGCCAUACACGUCACUGUACUGGAUGCUAAUGAUAAUGCUCCAGUCUUUAGUCAGGCCGUCUAUAAAGUCAGUCUGCCUGAAAAUUCUCCUGUAGAUACUGUAGUGGUUACUGUGAGCGCUACUGAUGCUGACGAGGGACAAAAUGGAAAAGUGACUUACGAGUUCAGCCGUAUCUCUAAAAUUGCAAAAGAGUUAUUUGAUCUAGAUCAAAAUAGUGGAGAGAUUAACGUUAAAGGCCCUAUUGAUUUCGAGCAGGCGUUACGGUAUGAAAUGAUUGUUGAGGGAAAGGAUGAAUCUGGGCUUUCUACGGACACCAAAGUAAUAAUAGAAAUUGCAGAUGUUAAUGACAAUGACCCUAUUAUAGUAAUUAAGUCGUUGAACAGCCCCGUGCCCGAGAAUGCGUCACCCGGUACAGAGGUUGGCAUCAUUAAUGUGCAGGACAGAGACUCUGAGAAUAACGGACAGGUGCGCUGCUCCAUUCAGCAAAACGUCCCAUUUAAACUCGUCCCUUCAAUCAAAAAUUACUAUUCUCUGGUGACCACAGGUGAAUUAGACCGCGAGCUGGUGUCUGAUUAUAACAUCACAAUUACUGCUACUGAUGAGGGCUCUCCACCUUUAUCUUCCACUAAGAAUAUUCACUUCAAUGUAGCUGACGUGAAUGAUAACCCACCUGUAUUUGAGGAGCAGAAUUACAGAGCUAAUGUGCAAGAAAAUAACAAACCGGGCUCCUCUAUUUGUUCAGUAUCAGCUACAGACCCGGACUGGAGACAGAAUGGCACUGUAGUUUAUUCUCUGUUGCCCUCUGAUGUCAAUGGCGCACCGGUGUCCUCCUUUUUAUCCAUUAACGGAGACACCGGGGUCCUUCAUGCCGUGAGGUCGUUUGAUUACGAGCAGUUGAGAAGUUUCAAAGUGCUCGUGUUAGCCAGAGACAACGGGUCUCCUCCUCUGAGCAGUAACGUGACCGUGAGUGUCUUCAUAACGGAUGAGAAUGACAACUCCCCUCAGAUAUUAUACCCUCCGGAAGGGAACUCCUUGAUGACCGAGAUGGUCCCCAAAGCUGCGCAGGCGGGCUCCCUGGUCUCCAAGGUGAUCGCCGUGGACGCGGAUUCUGGACAGAACGCGUGGCUCUCGUAUCACAUUAUUAAAGCGACUGAUCCGGGACUUUUCACUAUCGGUGUCCACAGCGGAGAGAUCAGGACGCAGCGGGACAUUUCUGAAUCUGACAGCAUGAAACAGAACCUGAUUGUCUCCGUGAGAGAUAACGGACAGUCCUCUCUCUCAGCCACGUGCGCAUUGUAUUUACUGAUAUCAGAUAACUUGGCUGAAGUUCCAGAACUGAAAGACAUGUCUCAUGACGAGAGCAGCUCCAAACUGACGUUUUAUUUGAUCAUCGCGCUGGUGUCCGUUUCCACUUUCUUCCUCACCUUCAUCAUCAUCAUCCUGGCCGUGAGGUUUUGUCGCAGGAGAAAGCCCAGACUGUUGUUUGAUGGAGCUGUAGCCAUUCCCAGCGCGUAUCUCCCUCCAAAUUACGCAGACGUGGAGGGCGCGGGAACUCUCCGCAGCACUUACAAUUAUGACGCAUAUCUGACCACGGGCUCGCGCACUAGUGACUUCAAGUUCAUCAGAUCUUAUAAUGAGGGCACGCUGACCUCUGACCUGACUCUGAAAAAGACUCCGUCCUCUGUGGAUGAUCUUGAAGGGCUUGAGGCAGAAAUUGGUGAUUCGUUUCAGGAAAACCUAUGA
Messenger RNA from Xyrauchen texanus (razorback sucker), 5032 nucleotides. RefSeq lists its product as uncharacterized. Gene Ontology annotation, biological process: homophilic cell-cell adhesion. The record is from RefSeq and is a predicted model, not a curated record. Gene Ontology annotation, cellular component: plasma membrane. Gene Ontology annotation, molecular function: calcium ion binding. NCBI's taxonomy places the organism in Eukaryota, Metazoa, Chordata, Actinopteri, Cypriniformes, Catostomidae.